Octopus sinensis (East Asian common octopus) is the source of this 946-nucleotide messenger RNA. RefSeq lists its product as uncharacterized. Bases 22 to 624 code for a protein of 200 amino acids. The record is from RefSeq and is a predicted model, not a curated record. NCBI's taxonomy places the organism in Eukaryota, Metazoa, Mollusca, Cephalopoda, Octopoda, Octopodidae. The transcript has 3 exons.
AUCUACAAUCUAUAACCAAAUAUGGCUGCCAUGCAGACGACAACAACAGCAACCAGUUCUCUUAUUCUUUCAAUCAUUCUUAUUAUCACACUGACAUCACUAAACAUCGAUGCGAAGGAACUCGGCAAUGAUUGUGAAGUUAAAAUCCCUCCCAAUAUCGGUGAGAUUUUAUCUCGUUUAGUAAAAUUAGAAAAAGAGGUUUUCAAUUUUGAAGUCCAUUUAUCAAACAAGACACUUGAUGAACUUCUUAAUCCUGUACCUUUGGAUUAUUUUGCGAAUGCGAGACAUUUUACGUGGAUUCCAGAUAAAUCAGGUGCUUUAACUCUAUAUAGAACUUUCUCCUAUGAUUUUUCAAUGAAUUCUUUUAAAAUGUUAGACGUCUACGUUGCUAAACAAAGGAUUGAUAUCAAUAUCACUUGUGGAAAACAAAAUAUUCAGAGACACGAUUUAAUAUAUUUGAUAUUCGAGGCAUUGAAAAGAAUCACAUUUAUGGACAAAUUGCAAAUGGCAGAAUCUGGAUUCAUAUGUUUUUAUAUAAAUUUGUCUCAAGACAUAAAGAAGAACAGCCCUGGCACAUUUGAAGCUCACAAACGAAUUGGUAUAAAUCGAGAACUAUUGCUGUAAACUCUAUAAAAAUGAAAGUCAUGUUUAUCACACCAAAUCCAUUACAUCAAAGAUCCACUUUCACGUUUCUCAUUCAAAAUAAGAGAUUAUUACAGAAGUAUGGCAGUUUAAAUGUUUCUACACUACAGGAUUAUGAUCUACUCUAUGCAAUAAUGAAAGCUAAUAUUUCUACUGCUUUAAACCCAAAUUUCUGGUAUUUAAUAAUUUAUACUUGGAUUAAUCGUAUAAAGAAAAUUUGGUUAUAUUACUACAGGAGAAAUAUUUUCUGGCGAUUCCUUACGCUUUGGCUCUUUGUUUCCAUUACAAUUUUAUUUGCUGUAUU